CGCGCAAUGCGCAUAACGGCGCGAGAGAGCGAAGUGGCCGUACGUCUGUGGCGAGACCCUCAAUAUUACGACGCGAGUGACUGUGACAGGAACCGUGCGAAAUACUAAUAAAGUUCCCCUGUGACCGUGUUUGUGUGCUUCAUUUGUUGCUUAUCCAUACAUCUUGUUAUCCAAUCUACUGUUGACAUCUAGGUAGUAAAACAUCUCGUGGUCUUGGAAGACGACGCGAUCCGACUAGAUUGCGGAGAUGAGGCGUGCGUGAGGGCGGCGGCAUGGGGCAGGCGGGCAGCCAGCCGGCCGCAGCGGGCCCGCAACGAGCGCGCCGCGGGGACCCACUGCCGCACGAGCCGCUGCGACUAGCGCCCAAGGUGCUGCCCUCAUUGCCGGAGUCGCCCUGCUUGCGCAGCACAGACAACGGCGCCAUCCUGCACUCAGGGGGCACCAUCAGCGGCCGCAGACCUGCCUCCGGCCUGCAGGAGAGCUGGCGCUCGCACAGGUUCGGGCACCCGAAUGCGUAUAGAUCCCGGUCGGGAGGCGGCGUGGGGGGCGCUGAGGAGACGCGGUCAAGAGAGCGCGAUCCCCUCCACCGCUCUUAUACAAACCUCGGCUAUAGGAACAACGAUAAUGGCAGCUUGAAUAAACGGUUCGGAUCCGAACCUGACUUAAGGAUAGAAGAGCAACAAAAACAGAAAAGCAAUAACAAACAUUUUAGGAAAAAAUAUCGAGCGCCCCCACCGCCCAGUAACCGUCGGGAUGGUUCAUCUCCCGAUUCCAGUCUGGGAAAGGCGCGACCGGAACCCCAAAGAAAACUCAGAUUAUUUAAAACCAGAAAUGAAACCAAAAAGACGAACGGCCACCCUGACUCCAAAAUCCCAACAUAUAGAAACACUUAUACUGAUUUUAAAUCAUUAGACUUGAACGAUCAAUCAUUCGAGAGAAGAUACAAGUCACCGUGCAAAAGUAAGGACCAGCACCUGAAGUACCCUGACAAUAAGGAUAUGAUGCAGAGUUCUGUCUCAUUGAAACGAGAAGAACGGUUGCUACAGAACAAACAGGAGGCGAGGCGGGUGAGGACGGAUGUAGUCAGCGGCUGCAGAGCCAAGACUUCUAAAACUAACGACCAGAGCGAGGCGUGGAAGACACCGCUUCUAAUCAGAAAUUUCAGAUACUCUGAGAGAUUUAAAAAAGAUGACAGCGAUCAUCCGUCAUUAAGAAGAGAGAAAACUUUUGAUAAUUCAUUAAUCGAACAUGACAGAGAUAACGACGGACCCAAUAAGGUAUUCGAAAAAGGUAUAAAGACUGUGGGAGAUCAAAAGAACGGCAAAGUAAGUGCACUGACUGACAGAAACCAGCCACUAAGAAAAUCUCUUCCUUCAUUAUUACCAAGAAAUGAAGAAAAAGAUGAAUUUCAAACAGAACUCAAAAAGGCUACAAAUAGAAUAAGAAACGAAUUAGGGAAUAAAGUUAAUUUAAGUGAAAGCAAAACUAGUCAGCUUAAUAAAUUCAAUGUAGAAAAAUCGAACCCAACGAAAACUGCAGUUCAGGCUAAAGUCAAAGAAUCUAGUCUUAAGAGAGGCGUAGCCAGCACAAAGCCGGAUGCACAAAUCACGAACAACAGAAGGCCUUUAACAAGGACACAGGACGUAAAUUCGAAAUCAAUCCCACAGAGCAAUAUUACUAAAAAUAAUGAAAUCAGUAAAUUUAAGAUGAAUGCAAAGGAAAAUAAUAAACCUAUGCCAGAUAGAGGACAAGCUUCCGGCAAAGAGUCGACGCCGGAACACUCACCCAAUAGGAAACGUGACACAGCGACCAAUAAUUCACAGCAAAAGCAAAAGUCAGCACCAUCGAAACAAUUCUACUUUGGCAUGAUCGAGAGCGAGCAGUCGAAGCCGCGGGACCACACGAAAGACUUCCCGGGUCUGGGUUGUCCCAUCAUCGAGGAGUUCGACAACUUCCACCUCAUAGAACAGAAGCUGCUCAGCUACCGCGAAGAGGAUGAUUUCGAGAAGUUCAACAAAGAAUUUAGAGAUGACUGUAAAUUAAGAAUUGUGUCAUCAGAGUCUGCGGUGUCGUCGGAGGGCUCGUCGCUGUCGGAGCGUUCUCCGGCGGCAAGGCGGCGAGGGGCGGGGACGGGG
Papilio polytes (common Mormon) is the source of this 2135-nucleotide messenger RNA. RefSeq lists its product as uncharacterized. The record is from RefSeq and is a predicted model, not a curated record. The annotation marks the transcript as partial. NCBI's taxonomy places the organism in Eukaryota, Metazoa, Arthropoda, Insecta, Lepidoptera, Papilionidae. The transcript has 9 exons.